AUGUCAUCAUUAGCUAACGAUUUUGAAAAGGUUCUUCGUGCAUUUAUUCCGAAAGAGCUGAUUCCGGCAACGUGGAAGUUUGACGAAAAGAAAAGACGUGUGGAAAACAUCCAAUCCCUCAUGAAAUGCGGUCAACUUGGGAUAGUCAAGUCAGCCGAACAGCUAAAUAGGGAUAUCGGCAGUUACAUGGGUUUUCCGGGCAGCACUCAACAUUUCGAAAUAGACUCAGUGGUUGCACCGUCUCCUGAUGAUUACACAAGUUUGAAGAAUACAAUGUAUAUUUACAAAAGGGAUUUGUUUUUGUUGUUCGAUUUCAAAGAUAUUUCUUCACUGAGAGAAUGCCAAAGAGAAGAGGUCGAAUGGGUUCUGAAUGAUUGUUUGCAACAAAUGGAUUUUGGGAGUCACCAUGAGAUGAUCGUGAAACCGGACAUCAAAACAAUCAUUAAGGACGGCGAGGAGAUACUGAAAAAUGUGAUGCCGUUUCUCGAAUUAUCGAAAGAUUGUGAGAAAAUUUAUGAAGACUCUAAAAAACGGUUCUUGGAAACGUUACAUGUUGAUAUUAGAGAGACCGUUUCGGAUUGUUUGGAGGGCAUAAUCGUGGAUCACUCAACCGAAAAGUAUCAUUUCGAGCUAUUACUAAUCAUUAAUUGGAUCGGAUUUAUUAUGAAGGGAAUUGAGAAUUUUGUUAAAAAGGAAUCCAUCAACUUGCCACCACUCAAUUCAGCAUCCCUGACAAAACCAAUCAUCCGACUCUUCUCCAUUGACAAAAAUCACUUUGUGAUGGCUGACGAAUUGCUCAAAACUUUGAAGAAAUGUAAUAUGGAUGUGUCUGGAUUCGAGGAAGAAGUGUUCGGAAUGAAGGAAUUGUCUACAUUCACUUUCAGAGAAGUUUCUCAGAAAGUCGAUAAGGAUGUUAUGAAGAAUCUGGAAUUUGUGAAAAUGGACGACUUUCGUUUGAUUUUUGCACAGACGCCAAUCCCGACAUGCGAUGGAGGGUACUGUAACCUUGCAGUGGAUGUUCUCCGUGAUGUUCUGAUGGAUAUCAUUGUCGCAAAGAAGGUGUUUCAGACAACUAAAGAGAAGAAUUGGAUUCAUAUCAAGAAGUUUUUCAAGUCAGUUGAAAAAUACUUUGAUCGGACCAGAGGAGUUUACUUCAUUGAUUUGAAGAAUGUCAAAACAAUCAAGGAGUUAUGGGAAAACGAAUACAACUCUCACUUGAAGCAUUCCUUAUCGAGCUCAAAACUGAUGACGACUUCAAAAAAGAAUCUAGCAGUGGAUCUAGCAGUGGUGCAGUGCCAAAUCAACAGUCUUGUCAGAAAAGUGCCAAUGCUAUUGGAAUUCAUUCAUAAACAAGGAGCAUGUGACAGGUUGAGUAUCGUGGGAUGUGAAUUAUGUGAUGGGAAAACACUGACUGAGGAUUCUGCUCAGCCCCAAGGAUCUGAAAAAAGUGAAGAUGCACUGCAGAAGAAAAUGAAGCCUCAAUCAUCAAAAGAUACACAGUCAGAACCUGAAAAAUUGAAUUCGGAAGAAGCAAAAUCUGAUGUGACUACCAAGAAAAAACCAGAACCGAAAGAAUCGAAUGCCUGUCCAAAAUGCGAACGAGCUGGAAAGUUUACGCGAGAAGCCAAUCAGAAGUUGAGAAUUUCGAAGAUUGAAGUGAAGCAACUGAAGAAGGAUCUUAUCAGAAAUCAACUGGAAAACGAGGAAAUCAAACAAAAAGUGAUGGACAAGGAUGAGAGAAUUCGGAUGUUGGAGAGACUUCUGGAAGAGAAGGAUGACGUCAUCAAGGAGCAGGAGGAAAAGAUGAGAGAACAAGCGACAAUAAUUCAGGGGUUUCAGACAAUUGAGAAGGAAGAGGAUACUCAAACUGUAUUCGAUGAGAAAAUUAAAAAGAUCAAAAGUGCCCAAUCCAACCUGCUUGCUAUCAAAAAAACACUGGAAGUUGAAAAUCCGGUAUUUAAGUGUGCUGAAGUGAUGCAUCGAUUCAUCAUGAACACCGAAAAUGAGGAAACAAAACAAAUGGCAAAAAUGGAGAUGAGAAGAUUUGAAAAGGAGGCUACAGAAUAUACAGAAGCUGUGGAAGAUCGACUUGCCAUGAUACAAUGCAAUCAGUUCGACGCAGCCGAAGAAAUCCCAGAGCUCCCGGAGUUCCCUGUAUUCUCGCAAAAAUUUCGAAGCAUUUAUAAGAAUAUUAUGAAGUCGAAACCGCCCGUAAUCUGCCAACAACUCCUAUCAUCGUCAGAAAACGCUUCAGAUGAGUUAGAAGAUACCGAGUGUGUGAUCUGUCUUAACAACAUGAACCUGGAGGAUGAGACUACAAAAUGUGGCUAUUGCAAGAGGAGAUAUCACAAUGGAUGUAUUCAAGAUUGGCUGAAAGUGAAGAUGAUUUGUCCAACUUGCGAUUCAGGACUUUUGGAUGAGGAGGAGUUCCCAGUGUUGGUCUAA
Molecule: messenger RNA, 2445 nt
Organism: Caenorhabditis remanei
Lineage: Eukaryota; Metazoa; Nematoda; Chromadorea; Rhabditida; Rhabditidae
Exons: 3
Coding region: 1-2445 (814 amino acids)
Biological process (GO): innate immune response
Cellular component (GO): membrane raft
Source: RefSeq, a predicted model, not a curated record